AUGUCACAAAAGGGCCAUCACGGAUUCUCAAGAGAAGGAUUUCAACCUCUCACUCACAAGACAUCCAGAGACAUGAACAACCCCAACGACAUCACCAUCGACAUCCCCAUGACCCGGGUCACCACUAACAAUAGUGCUACCGGUGCCCGGAAGCAGGGCCUCUCCCCCAGUCGCGCGGACCAGAACACAGACUCAAGCGACGAGUUGGAUGAAAAAGCUGGACGGCUCGACCACUUCCACAAAGGUCCGGAGGGAAGGCGGAGAAGAUACAAAGACCAAGGGCUGGAGAACAAGACGCGUGAAGAUGGCACAUUGAACGCUGUUGGCAGGUUCUACAAGAAAAUCUACAAUGCCUCAGUCAUCACUCGCUACUUCAUCUAUGUGGCCCCGCUGGCGUUGGCAAUUGCAAUUCCCAUCAUCGUUGGUGCCACUGCUGCUCCGAAUGCACGCAUUGGAGGAGUCAAAAUCGUAUGGUUCUUCUCAUGGAUUGAGGUUUUGUGGGUUUCUUUGUGGAUUUCAAAGCUGCUGGCCAGAUUCUUGCCCUAUUUGUUCCAAUUCUUCAGCGGCGUUGUCAGUUCUGGUACACGAAAGUAUGCGUUGGUCCUUACCGCUCUGGAGAUUCCCUUGUCUUUGGUGGGAUGGGCAAUCAUCUCACUGAGUACAUUCGUUCCUAUCAUGACCCUCAACCCCGACCAGAGAGCACGCGGAGAGACGGGCCUCAAAGACUGGGAAUCCGUCGUCAAGAACAUCCUCUUCGCCUGCUGGUUCUCAUCUUUGCUCUUCCUGGCCGAGAAAUUUCUUAUCCAGCUCCUGUCCAUCAGCUAUCAUCGCAAAACUUUCGACGACAGAAUCAAAGAAUCCAAACACAACAUACACCUAAUCACUUUACUCUACGAUGCCUCACGGAAGAUGUUCCCGAUGUAUUGUCGAGAGUUUUUAGAAGAGGAUUACCUAAUCAACGAUACACUGGAUCUCGCCGAAGCUAGUAAACGAACCAGUUUUCUUGGGGGCCACAAGAGAUCUGGGUCUGCGACGCCCAUGAGACUUAUUCAGAACGUUGCUAGAGUGGGUGACAAGGUAACAUCGGCCUUUGGGAACGUGGCCCAAGAGAUCACCGGAAAGAAGGUCUUCAACCCGACAUCGUCACAUUCUGUCGUUGUGCAAGCACUUGAGAGGAAGCAUUCCGCGGAGGCUCUGGCCAAGCGUAUCUGGAUGUCAUGCGUCCUCGAAGGCAAAGACGCACUCGGCAUUGAGGACUUGAUUGACGUGCUUGGCUCAGAUCAUGAGGACGAAGCUCACGAAGCCUUCGACGCUCUCGACGUAGAUGGCAACGGUGACAUAUCACUCGACGAGAUGAUCCUUCGUAUCACAGAGUUUGGCCGACAACGUCAAUCCAUCGCAAGCAGCAUGCACGACGUCGAUCAAGCCAUUCAUGUGCUUGACAACCUUCUAUGUACGGUGGUCUUCGUGGGCGUUAUUUUCAUCUUCGUUGCUUGGCUGAACAAAAGCUUCACAACCACCUUGGCGACUGCAGGCACAACGUUGCUCUCGCUGUCUUUUGUCUUUGCGGUCACUGCUCAGGAGGUUCUCGGUUCUUGCAUCUUUUUGUUCGUCAAGCAUCCGUUUGACGUUGGCGACCGGGUGGACAUCUCGGAUAAUCAGUAUGUCGUGGAACGCAUGUCGCUAUUGUACACUGUCUUCCGACGUAUCAAAGACCAGAAGCGAACACAAGUUCCCAACAUUGUUCUCAACGCCCAAUGGAUCGACAAUGUUUCCCGCAGCAAAGCGAUGCGGGAGCAGAUUAGCAUUUUCGUCAGCUUUGAUACGACUUUUGAGGACAUCGAUCUUCUGAAGAAAGAGAUGACCAACUUUGUCCGCGACAAGGAUAACGCGCGUGACUUCCAACCGGACCUCGACAUUGAAGUCCUGGACGUGGCUGAUCAGAGCAAGAUGGAGUUGAGAGUUGAGAUUCGUCACAAGUCGAAUUGGGCCAACGAAUCAGUGCGAGCGGCUAGACGAAGCAAGUUUAUGUGUGCGCUUACUCUGGCCUUGCGGAAGAUCCCCAUCUAUGGGCCUGGGGGUGGUGGUCCGGCAGCUGGUGACAAAGCUAAUCCGACGUACUCUGUCGCUAUCACCGACGAGGUUGCCGCCAAGAACAAGGAAGAGUUCGAUGAGGCCAAAGAUAAGGCCAGACUGGUGCCUUUGAAGUCACUUCACCGCGAACAGAGCAACCUGAAAAAGACCGACUCCGACGGCAAAGACUACUUGGGUAUGUCAACAGGUGUGGAAGCCACGGAAGCCGCCGCGGUCGAUCACUUGACAAGGCGAGAGGUUGCGGUCGAUCCCGCAGAACCUCUCGACGAGCACCAAGAACUCGUCCUCAACAAGCAGCGCACGCAGGAUGUGGAGGAAAUCAAAAAUCUGCUGAAGCGCGAGUCAACGACUGGCCGCCGCCGUGCAGCUCGCCACAGUGGUCUCUCGGUGCAAGACAGCAAUGAUCCUUCCAUGUUGGGCUCUCGCACUAUUCCGAACUUUGCUGGACCCUCGCCACAGGUUCCCGUCGAUGGUUUCCAGCCAGAGAGAGUCAGUUACUUCGAAGACACAAACCAGCCAAUGACUCACCCGACUGCAUCCCAGUCAGACUGGACUAAUGUUGCUCCGUUGAACUAUGGCCAGCAACCUUAUCGACCCUCGGGCCCUCCAGCCUCUGCGUCUCCGGCAGCAAGUGCGCCUAAUUCCAGUCGCUUUGUGGCCGGCAAUGCCUUCUCCCAACAAUUGCAUUCCCCUCCGCAAGUAAGCCGAGUACCGGUGCCGGGAAUGCCAGAACUCAAGAAAAACCUAACCCAAAGCCCUCAACGAUAG
Exophiala spinifera is the source of this 2862-nucleotide messenger RNA. RefSeq lists its product as uncharacterized. The transcript has a single exon. Lineage: Eukaryota; Fungi; Ascomycota; Eurotiomycetes; Chaetothyriales; Herpotrichiellaceae. Gene Ontology annotation, molecular function: calcium channel activity; calcium ion binding. Gene Ontology annotation, cellular component: membrane. The coding region runs from base 1 to 2862 and encodes 953 amino acids. Gene Ontology annotation, biological process: calcium ion transmembrane transport; intracellular calcium ion homeostasis. The record is from RefSeq and is a predicted model, not a curated record.